Molecule: messenger RNA, 2679 nt
Organism: Alternaria incomplexa
Lineage: Eukaryota; Fungi; Ascomycota; Dothideomycetes; Pleosporales; Pleosporaceae
Exons: 5
Coding region: 1-2679 (892 amino acids)
Molecular function (GO): oxidoreductase activity, acting on paired donors, with incorporation or reduction of molecular oxygen; iron ion binding; heme binding
Source: RefSeq, a predicted model, not a curated record
AUGAACGCAGUGCGCUCGCCGUACACUCGCACAGCAUGGUACAACAGUGCCGUGCGGAUGGAGGUUGGCAAGGACCAUGUUUUUAGCCAACUCAACGAGGCUCAGCACACGAAGCGGCGCCAACAGAUGGCGUCGGGGUACUCAGGCAAAGAGAAUUGGUCCCUGGAAUCUGACAUGGACGAACACAUACACCAGCUUCUGGACCUGAUCAGAUCAAAGUAUCUUUCGACUGCUACGCGGCACGAGCCGGUGGAUCUCGCCAGUAAGAUUCAGUAUCUUACUCUCGACGUGAUCAGCAAAAUCGGCUUCGGUAAAGCGUUUGGGGACAUCAAAGCCGAUGCUGACCUCGACGAUUAUAUAAGCGCUGGUCGAGUCGGAUUGGCAAUUAUGGUCUUCACCGGGGCCCUUGGACUGACACCUUACCUCCACUGGCCGCCCAUCGCGCGCAUGCUCGGGCCCUCAGACAAGGACAAGAGCGGUUAUGGAAAGAUGAGAACGGUAGCUCGGGAACUCAUCGAUUCGCGUCUGGAGAAGCCCACCAAUAGUCGCUCGGACAUGCUUUCGUCGUUCAUACGCCACGGAUUGACACGCGACGAUAUCGUGACUGAGUCGAUGCUCACCAUUCUAGCAGGGUCUGACACGACUGCGACUGCUAUACGUGGAACGAUGCUCUACCUGAUGACCAGCCAUAGGGCGUACAAAAAGCUGCAGGCCGAGAUUGAUGAUGCAGUUACUUCAGGUCAUGCUGCUACAUCGUCCGGUAUUGUGUCUGACGAGACGAUGAAGACCCUGCCAUACCUACAAGCCGUAAUGCGUGAAGGGCUUCGAAUUCACCCACCUGUCACUGAUAUCGCUCCGAAGAAGGUACCCGUCGAAGGCGACAAUGUCACAAUCAACGGUAAAGCGUAUUUCCUUCCUGGCGGUACCAACAUUGGGUAUAACGUAAUGGGCCUCAAUCGAAACAAGGAGAUAUUUGGUGAAGAUGUCGACUGCUUCAGACCGGAACGUUGGCUACUCGAUGAGCACCACGACAUCCAGCUUGAGCGCUUGAACGCUAUGCGCCGUACUACAGACAUGAUCUUCGGGUAUGGCAAGUACCAGUGUCUCGGGAAGCCUAUAGCAUGGUUGGAGAUGAGGAAGGUCAUCUUCGAGGCUGGCAUAUACCAAGGACGUUUCCUGCAGGAAUUCGACCAAGACCUAUUCUUAGGUGUCAAGUAUGCUCCAACGCCAGUGAGAUUCGCUCCCGCUCAAUUAGCACCGGAUUCACCUAUAACAUACCACAAUGCCACGCAGUACGGUGUUGACUGCACAGGAUAUGGUGGAGACACAAACACCCUGGUUGCCGCAAAUUGGACAAAACUAGGAGAAGACUGUCUACACCUAAACAUCGUCAAACCAAGGACAAAUGAGACACAUCUCCCGAUAUUGCUAUGGAUCUACGGAGGCGGAUGGCAGCAGGGUGCUACUAGUGAUCCAAGAUACAACAUGAGCUACAUUGUUCAGCAAUCAGUACUCAACAACAAGCCCGUCAUUGGCAUCUCGAUCAAUUACCGCAUGGCAGCAUUUGGCUUCUUGUACAGUGAAGAAGUUGAGGCCGCCGGCGCACAGAAUCUAGGACUUCGCGACCAACGACUCGCGAUGCAGUGGGUGAACAAGCACAUAUCAUCCUUCGGUGGUGAUCCUAAAAAGGUCACAAUCUGGGGUGAAUCAGCGGGCGCAUACUCCGUUGGUGACCACAUCGCUGCACAUAACGGCGAUAACGAAGGCCUGUUUCGCGCGGCUAUCCUAGAAAGCGGUAAUGCUGUUGGUGCACCACUCAAUGGCACCGACUGGUACCAGCACAUGUACGACAAUCUGACUGAGUCGGUCGGCUGCUCAGGUGCCGAGGAUACGCUCCAGUGUCUUCGUGACGUACCCUACGAGACCAUCGCACCAUAUGGCUACCAAGGUCUUGAAUGGUUCCACGUCAUCGACGGUAGCCUGAUACCUCGAUACGGUCAACAAUCAUUGCAAGAAGGCAAGUUUGCGAAGAUACCCCUCAUACUUGGCACCAAUACCGACGAAGGCUUUGGUGUGAACGGGGUGAACAGCGACUCCGACGCUAUCAAUCAACUCGUACACUCCAAACGCUGGAACGUCAACGAGACUGUCGCUGAGAAGCUUCUCGAGCUGUACCCGAACGACCCUGUACUUGGCGAGCCAUACGGCUGGGGCAAUCGCACAUGGCCACAGUAUGGUCUGCAGUACAAAAGGUACCAAAGUAUCGCAACUGAUCUGACCAUGUAUGCCCCUCGGAGAUUGCUCGCGCAAAGCAUGAGCGAGCAUGUCGAUCACGUCUACUCGUAUCGAUGGGAUGCGCCCAAGUUCAACAACACACCGGAAACAAUCGGCGUCAAUCACUUCUCCGAGAUACCCUUCGUCUUUGGAAACCCAGAACAGCAGCUCACUCCUUUGGGCAACAGCUCCGAAAAUAUUGCAUUGUCAAAGCUAGUGAUGCGCAUGUGGACGUCUUUCGCGUACGAUCUUGAUCCUAAUGGUCAUGGAGUAUCCCAAGCUCCCGAAUGGCCGAGCUACGCCACCAAUGCGACCAACUUUGUCUUCCGAAAAGACCAAAGUUAUAUCGAGGAUGACGAUGAUAGAGUUGAAGGUGUUGCUUACAUCAACAGCUUAGUGCGAUGA